UUUAUUACUUCUCUCUCGUCUUCGUCUCUCUCAUUUACAACACCCUUUGAUCUUCUUCUCCUUCUUCUUAUUAGGGUUUUCUUGUAAUGUGUCUGUAAGAAGAAAAAACAACAUGAUAGGAAUCUCCGGGUCAAUUUCAGACGGGGUCGAGACAGAACCUGUGUCUGGAUCUCCUUCUGAUCUCAAUCAGGCGGCGGAUGUCGUCGUCCUGAGUAACGAGUUUCAGAAUGUGGUUCUGGAUGAAGUUUCCAAGGAUGGGAAGAAGAUGAUGAGUGUCUCUGAGGGUGAUGGGAAAGCCCUAGAGGAAGAGGUGGAAGAAGAAGAUUGUGUGAGCGAGGAGGAGGAUGAGAGUCAAGUGUUGUUGUAUCCGGUGAGGCCAGGAGCAGAGGAUUGCGCCUUUUACAUGAAAACAGGGAGCUGCAAGUUCGGAUCCACUUGCAAAUUCAACCAUCCUCUUCCAAAUCCCAGCAAAAUCCAAAUUGCUAAGGAGAGUAAAGUAAGAGAAAAGGAAGAGGAUGCUACUGAUAAAAUGAGACUCAUGGAUUGCAAGUAUUACUUCAGGACAGGAGGUUGCAAAUAUGGAUUAACUUGUAGAUUCAACCACACUAAACCAAACUCUGAUCUUCCCUCACCACCUGAGCUUAACUUCCUCGGCCUUCCCAUCAGACCUGGAGAAAUUGAAUGUCUUUUCUACAUGCGCAAUGGCUCCUGUAAGUUCGGAGCUGACUGCAAAUUCAAUCAUCCUGAUCCUACAACUCUUGGAGGAACCGACUCUCCCUCUUUUCAUGGUAAUACCAAUGGUGGAUCCAUCGGAUCAUUUUCCCCCAAAAAUACAUUCCAACCAAGUUCAGCAUCCUGGUCUUCACCGAGGCAUUCCAACGGCACUGCUCCUUUUAUUCCAUCCAUGUUGUCUCAGAGUCGUGGAGCUUCAUCUCAAACUCCCGAGUGGAAUGGCUAUCAGGCUACUACUACUAUGUAUCCAUCAGAAAGGAGUGUGUUUUCUACUUCCACCACAUACCUUAUGAACAACAACAACAACUCAGCAGCUGAAACAAGUAUUUUCACACCAUACAAAUAUCAAAAACCUGCUGAGGAGUUUCCAGAACGUCCGGACCAGCCUGAGUGCAGUUACUAUCUCAAAACUGGGGAUUGUAAGUUCAAGUUCACUUGCAAAUACCAUCACCCUAAGAACCGUUUGCCGAAACAGCCUCCUUAUGCUCUCAAUGACAAGGGCUUGCCCCUUAGGCCUGAUCAAGUCAUCUGCACACAUUACAGUCGCUACGGCAUCUGCAAAUUUGGCCCAGCUUGUAGAUUUGACCAUUCCAUCCAGCUCCCGGAUUCGACAGGAAGCUCACAUGCUGUGGUAGAACCUCCCCAGGUCGGUGCUAAUGGGAAUGAAAGUGACGGUUGGAAUUGACACCAAGCUUCAUGAGCUUGCAUAACUGAUACGUCUUGUCUUUUAUCGUGGGGUUUUUCAUUUUUUUUUUCAAUUUUCGUCACAAAACGUUUAGGUCAAUUACACAUUCUGAACAAUGUCUAUGUGGCAAGCCCUAUCCUCAGUGCUUUUGACAGAUUUUUACCAAAGAACUUUUGUAAUCUACCUUACCCACCACACUCUCAGUCUUGAGGUUAAAUGGAGCCUGCAUGUUUCUUUCUA
Raphanus sativus (radish) is the source of this 1657-nucleotide messenger RNA. Its product is annotated as zinc finger CCCH domain-containing protein 43. The coding region runs from base 113 to 1417 and encodes 434 amino acids. The transcript is spliced from 6 exons. NCBI's taxonomy places the organism in Eukaryota, Viridiplantae, Streptophyta, Magnoliopsida, Brassicales, Brassicaceae. Gene Ontology annotation, molecular function: mRNA binding; metal ion binding. The record is from RefSeq and is a predicted model, not a curated record.